UUCACAUCUUUGCAGCGGCUGAGCGCAGCGUGGCUCUCCGGCUGCACAGCGUGGGCUCUCUCUGAAUCAUAUAGUCAGAUGACUUUCAUUACGGCCGCUGAACGCAUUUGGAGCAUUCUGUCAAUGCAGCAGAGAGCGAAGAGCGCGGAGACGGGCUGAGCUGCGCGUUUGGACACAUUUAUCCCGAGUGCGUCUUCCGCUCGAUCCACCUGCCGGCGCGCAGGGAGCCCGUGGAGGGAUGUCGCGAUGUUGUGCACAAGGAGAACUAAAACUUUGGUGUCGACGUGCGUGAUCCUGAGCGGCAUGACCAACAUCGUGUGCCUGCUGUACGUCGGCUGGAUCACCAACUACGUGGCCAACACCGGGGGCAAAGUUGCGGAGAGCGGUGGCGGGGAGACGGACAGAAAGUUGGAGGAGGACGGCAAAGGUGAAACGCUGAGGAUUAUGGAGCGCUUGGAGCGUCUGGAGAGCGUCGUGAACGAGCACAUUAAAGAAACCCCUCUGAAGGACGGUGAAGAAGCAGCGUCUUCCUCAGACUCUGCCGCAGACCCCGCCGCCUCACUGUUCAAUCACUGGGGUCGUGACCUGGGCCCAGAGAGCCGACGCGUCGCGCUCAAAAAGUUCCGUUACUUCGGAUACAACGGCUACCUGAGCGACCGCAUCUCCCUCACCAGGCCCAUUGCAGAUUUACGACCGGACGGAUGCAGAAACAUGUCUUAUUCGUCAGACCUUCCUCAGCUCAGUGUAAUCUUCAUCUUUGUCAACGAGGCGCUGUCAGUUUUAUUACGCUCCAUUCACACGGUCAUCCAGAGGACACCAUCCUACCUCCUUAAAGAGAUCAUACUCGUGGACGACAACAGUAACAGCUUGGAGCUGAAGGAGCACUUGCAGAGCUUUGUGGAUGAGACAAACGCUCAGCACGGACCGGGGUUCAUCAAAGUGGUCCGGCACGCCAAGCAGGAGGGACUGAUCCGGUCCAGAGUCAGUGGAUGGAGGGUGGCCACUGCUCCUGUGGUUGCUCUAUUCGACGCACACGUAGAGUUCAACACUGGAUGGGCAGAACCGAUCCUGCAGAGAAUAAAGGAGGACCGAACCAGAGUGGUCUUGCCUUCCUUUGACAACAUCAAGUAUGACACAUUUGAGAUUGAGGAGUACCCCCUGUCUGCUCAGGGCUUUGACUGGGAGCUUUGGUGUCGAUACCUCAACCCACCAAAGUCCUGGUGGAUGCUACGCAACCACACAGCUCCCAUCAGGAGUCCUGCCCUGAUUGGCUGCUUUGUGGUCGACAGGAAAUACUUUGAGGAGAUCGGCCUGCUCGAUGAAGGAAUGGAAAUUUAUGGUGGAGAAAAUGUGGAGCUCGGCAUCAGAGUGUGGCAAUGUGGGGGCAGCGUGGAGGUCCUGCCCUGCUCCAGGAUCGCCCACAUCGAGCGUGCUCACAAACCCUACACAGAGAACUUGACAGCCCACGUGCGCCGCAACGCUCUGAGAGUGGCUGAAGUGUGGAUGGACCAGUACAGGAGUCACGUCUACAUGGCCUGGAACGUUCCACUGCAGAACUCAGGGAUAGACAUCGGGGACAUUUCUGAGAGGAAGGCCCUGCGGUCCCGACUCAGAUGUCGACCGUUCAGCUGGUUCCUCUCCAACAUCUACCCAGAGCUGCGCUCGUACAGCGACACUGUUGCUUAUGGAGUGUUAAAGAACAGUCUGAGAGAUGAGCUAUGUUUGGACCAGGGGCCAGACUCUGAUAACAUUCCCAUCAUGUAUCUUUGUCAUGGAAUGACACCCCAGCAGAAUGUGUACUUCACCAGCUCCCAGCAGAUUCACCUCGGCGUUCUCAGUCCAACCAUCGAUGACGACGAUAACAAGUGUCUGGUGGAUGUGAACAGCAGGCCCAGGCUGCUGGAGUGCAGCUACGCAGCCACCAAACACAUGAAGCUCACCUGGACUUUUGCUCAGGGGGGAGCCAUCCAGAAUAUUGAGUCUCAGCGUUGUCUGGAGCUGGUGGAGAGCAAGCAGUCAGCGUUCACCUUCCAGCUGGCCAUUCAGGACUGCACUGGUCAGAAAUGGACUAUCACAAACAUUUUGACUGUCCUACCACAGUGAAAUCUGUCAGGAUGGAGUUAUGACACCCAUUAAGAAACUAUUAGAGUCCAAACAGAGGGGGACUUUUCCCAAAAACCCCAAAAGAAAUUAACUCUGGAUGAGUUUUUACCCAGAAACUGGACAAGAAUACACAUGCUUCUAUCAUGACCGGACCAUCAGUAACUUAACAACCUUUUUCUACCAAUGAAAUGAGCAAGGAGACACUCACAGGUGGAGCAGAUGCUGUCCAAGCUAUUAAGCCUGCCAUUAAAAUGAGAUAAAUUA
Xiphophorus hellerii (green swordtail) is the source of this 2367-nucleotide messenger RNA. Its product is annotated as polypeptide N-acetylgalactosaminyltransferase 18-like. Lineage: Eukaryota; Metazoa; Chordata; Actinopteri; Cyprinodontiformes; Poeciliidae. The transcript is spliced from 11 exons. Bases 247 to 2103 code for a protein of 618 amino acids. The record is from RefSeq and is a predicted model, not a curated record. Gene Ontology annotation, cellular component: Golgi apparatus. Gene Ontology annotation, molecular function: polypeptide N-acetylgalactosaminyltransferase activity. Gene Ontology annotation, biological process: protein O-linked glycosylation.